CUCCAUCGACGACUACAAGUACCCCUUCCAAUUAUCAUGGCCGAGCGCAAAGUAAUCUCCAAAUACUAUGCACCCGACUUCGACCCCUCUAAGCUCCGCCCCUCACGCAAAUCCAACAAACCUGCCGCCUUACCUACCAUCACCGUAAUGGCACCCUUCUCCAUGCGCUGCACCUCCUGCUCAACCUACAUCUACAAAGGCCGUAAAUUCAACGCCAGAAAAGAGAAGCUUGAGGAGACCUACCUCGGCAUCCCGAUCAUCCGACUCUACAUCCGAUGCACGGAAUGCUCGAGCGAGAUUUGCUUCAAGACUGAUCCGAACAAUACUGGAUAUGUUUGCGAGAAAGGGGCUGUGAGGAACUACGACCCCUGGAGAAUGAUGGGGAGGGAAGAUGUCCAGGAGAGCACAGAUGUCAUGGCAGCAGUGGAGAACAAAAUGGUGGAUGCCAAGACCGAGAUGGCGAUUGCGGAUGCUCUGGACGAAAUCAGGACCAGGAAUGCCAGGCGCGCGAUGGCCGCUAGCCGUUUGCCCGCCUUCUCAGCAAACAUCAAAGUCGACGAUCAAUACCAAGCAUCUUUCGAAGACGACCACGCCGCCAGCAAAGCCUUCAACUCUUCAAACGAACGCAUGCACCGACUUUCCAACGACACAUCCGAUGCCGGAGACAACGCUGUUUCUUCCAAGUCUGUUACGACCUUUCGACGAUCAAAGCGACAGAAAAAGGACCACAGCGCUGCUCUCGGUAUCAAGCGAAAGCUCGUCUAAUGUUCUUCCAGUUGACCAAGGUAAGGUAAGCAAGCACUUACGAGAAGUUGGAUCAGGUUACCACACGCUAAUCAAGCUAUCCGUCAUCAUGCACGGGUAUAGGUGAACCGGGACUGGUAGCUAGGGUUCUGAUUGUAGCUGCAACAAGGAGUCAUCGUUUUAUUGCUACCAACUCUAUAUUUUCGGGUCCUUUUCGUCAUCGCUGUGAUAUGUGUCUGAUCGAAAAAGCUUACUGCCUCUUGACAGGCAUGUCUACUAAGGGAUCACGCUAAUUUGAUGAAAGAGUAACGCGAGAUUUCUACUGGCAAGGACUUGAAGGUAUGAAGGUGAUGUGAAACAGGAUGAGACACCAGCGGGCAUCGAGGAAUUGAACCUAUGCUCCCGAGAUAGUAACCUAGAGAUUCAUCCAAAACACAUAUGAGAAUGACUUUCGCG
Molecule: messenger RNA, 1200 nt
Organism: Aureobasidium pullulans EXF-150
Lineage: Eukaryota; Fungi; Ascomycota; Dothideomycetes; Dothideales; Saccotheciaceae
Product: DUF572-domain-containing protein
Exons: 1
Coding region: 37-765 (242 amino acids)
Biological process (GO): mRNA splicing, via spliceosome
Cellular component (GO): U2-type catalytic step 1 spliceosome
Source: RefSeq, a predicted model, not a curated record